Messenger RNA from Rosa chinensis, 579 nucleotides. Its product is annotated as F-box protein At3g22350-like. The record is from RefSeq and is a predicted model, not a curated record. Gene Ontology annotation, molecular function: protein binding. NCBI's taxonomy places the organism in Eukaryota, Viridiplantae, Streptophyta, Magnoliopsida, Rosales, Rosaceae. The coding region runs from base 1 to 579 and encodes 192 amino acids. The transcript is spliced from 2 exons.
AUGACAGGAUAUCUACCUGAAGAAGUCCUAGAACAAAUCCUUCACUGUUUGCCCCCAAAAGCUAUAGUCAAAUGCACCCUAGUCUGCAAAUCAUGGAAGUCAAAAGCUCUGACUUCAUUCACAGCCACCUCCGCCGCACAGUCCAAACCAGCCACCUCCGUCUCCUCAGGUCAGUCGACGUGGAGCAAAACCACCGUGACUUCUUCUCCUUGCAUUGGGAAAGCCCUGAAUUCAAACAACUGCUACCAAGCUACCCAAAAGAAGGAUUUGACUAGGGUUAUCAAAAGUUUCGAGUUUGGUUACGAUUCUCGGAACAAGAACUACCAGGUUUUAAGAAUUUUAAGUGACGGUUUUCGUGAGUUUGAGGUUUAUUCCUUGGCCAGGGGGACUUGGAAGACCCUUGGUGAUAUUCCUCUAGAUUUUAUGCCUUUUGAUUAUAGUGAUAGCCUUGAACAUAGGCAUGUUUCUGUCAAUGAUGCUCUGCAUUGGUUGGUUUUGCGGCGAGAGAAGAACAAGGACAAUGCCAUUGUUUGUUUUGAUCUGGAGGCUGAGACAUUCGCUGAUCAUGGUGGUGCCUGA